AUAGACCCUUUUCGCAGUGCUGUUUCAGUUUUAAGCACAUUUAGCGCAAAGUAUGUUAAUAUUGUCAAGUGUAGUUUUAGCACAUUUAUCAAAUAUACUAGUUCUUUAUGGAACUGUUCACGCUUUGAAAACAACAGAGCAUCAGGCUCUCAUUGGAACCCGGUGUUCAGCCAGAUGUUUGGAAAGACAUGAUGACGAGUUUGAACAAAGUUCUGCGGAUCAAAAUAUUUGGGACAGUUCAGAGAUCCGUUUGUCGAAGUACAAAGACUGCCUUACUCUUGGAACAUUAAAAUGCUUUCAAUGCAUAAACCCGUGCUUGAGAAGCUUCACCAGUAUGAACCAGUGUAUGAUGUUUUGUCACGACUCAUUGGAGUGUAUGAUGAGCUGUGUUUUCUUAAAAGAAAUGAGUGAACAUAAGAUGGGAUAUUGUCCUGCUGCCUCAACUAUAUCGUACACAGAUUACCAAGAAAAUGUGGGAUAUGGUCUUGUUGAAUAUCUAAGAAACACUUCGGCACAGAUGUCUUGUAGUAAUGAAUGUCAGAGCGAUUUCCAAUGCAAAACAAAUUUAAAGUGUUGUAGGAGCGUGUGCCAGAAUAUAUGCCGACAUCCAUUGAAUCGCAAAGCCUGGCUUCCACCACCGGUAGCAACUUCGGAUAUAAGAAUAUUAGAAAAUAGAUAUGGUCUUGCAAUGCUUCGGUGGAGACCCGGAAUAUCAACGACACAGGCUGCCAAAUCAGUCAUGUUUGUGGUGGAAGAGCAAUAUUACUUAUCGAAAGGGAUUCCAAAAAGAUGGAGAAACUGGAACAUCGUAGCGCAAACGUCAGACACUACGAUGAAACUGCACCACUUGCGCAGAGGAUAUUGGUAUCGAUUUCGAAUCGCUGCAGUCAACCUAAAUGGAACAAAAGGUUUCACCGUCGCCCAGCAACCCUUCCGUCUUUCUGCAAAGCCAAGAAUUCCUCCGCCAGCAAGAAACAUUGAACAAGUGAGCAUUCGUAUUGUUCGUGGAAUGAAACUCAAUCUGCAAUUACGGUGGAAAUUGGAAAAAGACGUACCCAAUGAUUUGCCCAUAAAAGGAUUUCAUAUUCGUUUCUCUGAGACCAGUACCUCUGGUCACCCAAUCCGACACAAAACACGACACAAAUUUGUGCGAGCAACACACCGAAUUUAUUCUGGAGGUGAUACAUGGUGGCUUACUUGGGUUCGAAACCUUCGGUUUUACAACCACUAUAACAUUUCUAUUGUUACCGCAAGUGGCUGGAAGAACUAUACCUUGUACAGCAGACGAACUUAUACCUCUGCUACGUAUCCCCACCAAGCUCCGACUCAAAACCCGCGAAACGUCUUAAUCCACCCCCCAUUCACCAUAAAAAACAACACCGUUCAAACCAACCUGACAUGGCAGUUCACUUACUCAGAAGCUGCAAUGGCGACAGUAAAGUUUAUGGUCGAGUGGACCGUUGAUUUUUGUUUAGGGGAAUACCCAGUUUCGCCUUUUAACCAAGAACUCGUCAGCAAAACCGCUUUUCUAUUGGUGGACCUUGGCCUUGCUUGUCGUUACUUUGUCUCGGUUCAAGCCAUGUAUGGUUCGCUCCGACACCAAUGGUCUACUCCGGUGAAAAUAAUCAUUGAUACUCCGCCAUGCGUUCUGCAACAAGAAUGGUUGGUAACAAACUUGCCAGGUUCUUGCACAUUUCCAAAGAUGGAAAACUUCGGUUUAGAGGUUUUACGGAUUCCUGUAACGGUGGUCGAAACGAACUCUGUGAACGAAGUCGAUAAAACAACCGGGAAACUAACUUGGGAGGGAAAUACAGACGGUUUCAUGAACCUUUUAGUUGAUGGAUACUUUGUCACUUAUUCCAGUGAUAAAUCUGCAGCAAAGAAAUGGCAAUUGGUGGAGUUUAAUGUGACGUCAACUCUGAAUAUUUCACCAUUAGUACGAAAUGUGACUUACACAGUGGAGCUAUUCCAGGUAUCGGGGAAGUUUGCUUGUUCAGCAUCUGUUACCAAAUUCACGACCAGGAUAUGAGGAGACUGAUAAUUGUAUAAACACGAUAUAGCAUACUGCAUGACGCUUAUAUAAUAUAUAUUAUAUAUAUAGACUUUUUCGUCCAAAGUUGUU
Messenger RNA from Ciona intestinalis (vase tunicate), 2122 nucleotides. The record is from RefSeq and is a predicted model, not a curated record. NCBI's taxonomy places the organism in Eukaryota, Metazoa, Chordata, Ascidiacea, Phlebobranchia, Cionidae.